Oikopleura dioica is the source of this 474-nucleotide messenger RNA. The record is from the annotation of a GenBank genome assembly. Lineage: Eukaryota; Metazoa; Chordata; Appendicularia; Copelata; Oikopleuridae.
AUGGUCGAGUUGCAGGAGAAACACGAAAAAGAAGUCGAGAAAUUUAAAGCGUCUUACUCAAGAGCACUUGUCGAGAAAUCAGCUGUGCAGGCAGAGCUUGAUGCGGUUGACAAACAGGUUUUCGAACUGCACGCUCGUUUCGGAAAAUUGAGGGGCAUCGUUGAAAACGUCAAGCGAAAUGAACAAGCCCUAAGAAAUACGGUAGCUGAGCACGAACAGCGAUUACUGGAGGAACAAGAGCGCUUUGGACAGCUGAAGGACUGGAGCCAAAAAUUCGUCAACCAAGCAAACGAAACAAUUGCUGAGACAGAAGCGUCUGUCAAUCAUCGGCUUCUUGCGCUGGAGACAGAGAAUAGAAGACUUAAGAUCAAGCAAGAGUCGCUCACUGCCGAACUGCAGCGCAAAAGCGAAGAGGUGAGCGAACUUACAGGCAUCUGCGACGAGCUAAUCACAUCUGCUUCCGCCAACUACUGA